Molecule: messenger RNA, 2044 nt
Organism: Vombatus ursinus (common wombat)
Lineage: Eukaryota; Metazoa; Chordata; Mammalia; Diprotodontia; Vombatidae
Gene: GON7
Product: GON7, KEOPS complex subunit
Exons: 2
Coding region: 67-417 (116 amino acids)
Cellular component (GO): EKC/KEOPS complex
Source: RefSeq, a predicted model, not a curated record
UGCAGUGGCAGCGGCCGCUUCCGUUUCCGGGUCGCCCUGGUGGCGGGCUGUUGAAGAACUGUCGUUAUGGAGCUUCUGGGAGAGUUUGUGGGACGAGACGGGAAGCAGCAGCGGCUCCGAAUAACUUGCGAGGUGCCGAGUGAGUCUGGUCGCUUCCAGGGACUGCUUUCGGGAUUGGCGCAGAUGAGGGAGCAGGUGACCGAGCUCCUCAAAACUGUGGAAGGAAAGGAGGUACAAGACCCGGCGGCGGCUGGAGGCUCCACCUCAGCUUCGGAGGGUGAAGACGAUGGGGCUGAAGAUGAAGAAAGUAACACUCAUAGCAAAAUUUACUCACCUGGACCACCUGCAAAACGGAUAAAACCCUUACAUUUUGAUAAUAGUCUUGAAUCUAGUUUUGGAGUAAAAAACUUUGGCUAAAUCUUGAUAUAAAUAUUUGGCAUAUAUUGAGAUUUUGCGAAAUUUGUACUUGGAUUUUGGAAAUGCAUGUGUUUUUACCUUCUUGGCCACUCUGUCAAAGAAAAAUGUUUCUUUUGUGUAUUGCCAACCAAAAAAAAAUAUGAUGGAUGUUUGGAAAUAAAAGCAGUCCUCUUGGGUGAGGAUAUCAUUCAAUCAGCAAGCAUUUAUUAAGCACCUGUUAGACGCUGGUCACUGAGGAUACAAAAAUUAAACAGUUUCUUCCCUUAAGGAGUUUACAUUCUGCCAAAGAGAGAUAAGAUGAACACCGAUGCAGAAGUACAAGAUACUGUAACAUCUGGAGCUGGAAAGAACUCCGGAGGCCAUCUGAGCCAACUUCUUGGCUCAGAUUUUACAGAUCUGAAGCCUAGGGGAAUUAAGCAGCUUGCCCAAGUCAUACACACACCUGCAGGGUUUGAACCCAGGUCUUCUGAUUCCAGAACCAUUUCUCAUAACAUUAUACCACAUUGCCUCCACAUAUACAAAAUAGUUUUGAGGGAAAGAAAAAUAGACUAACAACUGGGGAUAUAUAAGGAAAGGCCUCUUGAAGGAGGUGGACCUUAAGCUGUACCUUAAAGGUGAGCUAAAGGUUCAAGAUGGAGAGCUGUUAAAGAAAAGUCCUCCUGGCACAGGGACUGAUAGCUUGUGCAAAGAGAGAGAAGAUGACAUGUUGCUUUUAGGGAAGAAAAAGUAGGCCAGUUUAGCUAAAAUAAAGGAUACGAGAGUGGGGAGUCAAAUGAUCUGCCUGCAAAGUGAGGUUGGAUUCAUAUUGUGAAGCACUUUAAUAUAAAUUUUAAAUUAAAAAAACCUGACAAUAUAUUUAACAUGGUUUGCAAAAUCAUCCCAAGUAGCAACUUAACAAUUUUAAAUAUUUUUUUCUAAAAUAACAUGUUAAAUUUGAAUAAUGUUCCAUGGUGACAUAUAAAUAUAAGUUAUAACCAGACCCUAUCCUAAUGUUGUGAAAUACCCAGAGACCCUGUAAUGUUUUUGCUUGUCAUCACAUUUGUGCAGAACCAAUUAGUGACGUUAGGGAGGGUAUAUUUGUAUCUUCUAGCUGUUGCUUUUGUUAUGUAUAAAGAACAUGUUAUGUCAUGAUUUGUGAGUGAUCACAUUGCAAAGAGCUAAGCUUGUGCACGCUUUAAGCUUAACUACUAAAUAUAGGAAUGACAGGACUUUAGAAGACUGAGUGGAAGGAAAAGGGAACUGAGAAAUGAAGAAAAGGGGAAACCCUUGGAUGACACCCCAAGAAAAUCCUGUGCUCCUUAUUGACUUCAUCUUGUGAUUAAAUACUUCUAUAAAAUUGCUUUUAGGAGAGACACACACACACACACACACAAGUGUACAGGGUAUAGCUGUUCUACCAUCACACAUACACACACACACACACACAUACACAGUAUAGCUCUUCUACCAUUACUUCUUAGCUUCCAGAGAUAUAAGCAUUACUUUAUAACUACCUGAAUUGUGGAUUUUCUAAGAGCUCAUUCGUUAAGAAACAUCAAGCUAGUACUAUAUUGUAAAAGCCUGCUGGGCUGUUAUUAUCUGUGCCAAAAUUUUAUAAAUUAAAAAAGCGCAAAUGAAGUCUUUGGAA